UAUUGUGGGCUGUUCCUGGUCUUCAGUAGUCAGUAUCUAUCAAAAGUGCUCAAUGGAAGGAACAGUGGUGAACCUGUGACGAGAUCAUGGGCGGCCGAGGCUCAUUGAUACACGUGGGGAGUGAAGAUUGGUCUGUGUGAUUCGAUACAACGGACAAGAUUCUGUUGCUCAGAUUGCUGAAGAAAUUAAUGCUUAAUGGGUCACGACUGUUUUGGCACCAAAAAGUGGUCCAACACAAUAUUGGACAGGUGGUCAUAAUGUUAUGCCUGAUCGGUGUAUAUACUGUAUAGUUUAUACAGUACUGCAGGGUUAUUUGCAAUAUAUUAAAAUUUACGGGUCAUCCAAACGCAUUUCGUCAUAAGUCUGGGACUACUUGUAUUUGUGCUAUUAUUACUGUGUGACUCGAAUAACUUGAAUACAAGUUGCUUUGUACAUUUUUGGAAAGUUGUAUCAGCUCAUAACCACCUUCAUUGUCAGGAUCUCUUGUUUCUAUCUCAUCCCAGGACCUUGACAUUUAGACUGUUACUGAAUUUGGGUUCCAUGGUCACUUAUUUUAUGUUUUGAGUUCGACGACUGCCCUUAGACAUGUCAUUUUUCUCUUUCAAUACAGGGUUAAAAUUCCCUGCAGUAAUCGUGCGUAUAAACCACAUUUACCUACAGGUCUUUAAGUCUGAGAUUUUUCCAUGGCCUCGCUCGUAUCUCGGUGCGAAUUUCGCUUUUAACGGCAUGACUUUACACAUAUAGAAAAACUUCGCAUCGAGUCUUUCACGUAGGUGUAAAUUCAUCACAGAGGCCUCAUGGCUGCUGGACCAUGAGUGUCACAACUAGGAGAAAAAAAACAAAACAAUUGUGGAACUCCUUUUCCUCUGCACGAUUCCUGUCACAGUUGCAUGUUGUUCCUGGAAAAGGCGCUCGUGUCGUUUCCCCUCAUUAGCCGAGUCGCUGUCGUUAGUCUCGUGUGAGUUAGGGGAAAUGGGUUGGAAUGUGUGACCUAAAAAAUGUCCCCCUUGCCCCCUGUAAGAGCCCACCCAGGCAGGAAGAGGGUCAGAACCCUCUGUGUGUGUGCACGCACAGUGACAGCGAGGGAGUGCGAGUGUGAUUGUGUCGCCGCGAUUGUGAAACUCCAGGAUGGAGCGAGAAAGGCAGCAGGGCUCCACGAGGCCGCAGGAAGAGUGCAGAGAUAGUGACGGCUCAUCCAUCAGCAGCCUGAACGGGGGCUGUUUAUAAAUACCGAACCGCUGGGAAUGUUCUAAUGAGAGCCUCGAUUCAGGCGAACGAAGCCUUCGCUUUCACUCCUUUCAAGUCAUGUGCAUGUUGGUUUUCAUUGGUGCAACGUGUGCUAUUAGACGAUCUCAUGUUUGCCACGUGUCGACGUGAGGUGAAAUCGGUGCUAAAUAGAUAAUCCAAUAAAUCCCAUCGUAAAGUAAAUCAAAUGUAAUUAGUCUUAAAAAAAAAAAAAAAAAUUCCUACCAGAACACUAAUACACUGUUUGUAUCAAGUGUAUCAACAUCAUUCUUCUUUCUUCUAUUGUUAUACAGAUGGUGUUUAACAUCAAUUUAACAUCUUGUAAUAAAAAAUUGGUUGCUCAUCUUUAUUUAGUCGUGUGUGUGUGUGUGUGUGUGUUUGUGUACGUCUAGAGACGUUGUGUUGCGUGUAAUGGUAUGUGUUUGAGUGAACAGUUUGAAUUGGGGAGAAAGCACUGUUUGUUUAGUGUGUGUGUGCGUAUUUGGUAAGUGUUGGAUGUCAGAGGCUGGCCCUGUGUCAGCAUUACAAAUGUACGGGGAGUCAAAUCAAGAGAAUAUUGGAAGAGCCAACGCUGAGAACAUCAGAGCUGGUGAGUGCUCCCAAACCCUGCAGCGUUUUAGACACAUUUACGACGUGGACGUCUCUGGAAAGUGUGUGCUCGUGAAAUCAGUGGAGGAGAUGAGAGAGUGGAUGGAUCCUGAGAUGGGCAUGAUGACUGGAGGGUUUAUCUCUGGAGCAGAUGCUUACGGCAUUGCGGAACCGCAGUACUAUGAUGUGCUGGUGGAUCCGCUAGGAUAUUCAUACCAGGAUUUGGAUCUACAGGCUUUUCCCUACAACCAGCAACACUACAAUCCAGCAAACAUGCAGGUCUCUUUGUACGGACCACCCAACUCUCAACCAUGUAACCCAGCCUACCCGUACAGCCCGCAGUGUCCGGAGCCUCCAUGCCAAGUGGACCUAGAACUACACAGGCAGGCGAGAGGCACCAUAGGUACAACCCCUGGAAUGAAGCGACCCAGACUGGGGCCUGGAGCUCGGGUCAAGGGUCAGGAUGAACUGUGCGUGGUGUGUGGGGACAAAGCUUCAGGAUACCACUACAAUGCUCUGACCUGUGAAGGCUGCAAAGGUUUCUUUAGGCGCAGCGUCACCAAGAAGGCUGUGUAUCGUUGUAAGAGUGGCGGCAGCUGUGAGAUGGACAUGUACAUGCGUCGCAAGUGCCAAGACUGCCGACUGCGCAAGUGUCGAGCCGUCGGCAUGCUUGCCGAGUGUCUGCUGACUGAGGUGCAAUGCCAGUCAAAGAGGUUACGAAAGGGGGCCAAGCACAGAGGAGACUCACUUUCAAUGCUCGUUGCUGAGGACGAGGAAAGCAAUGAAAGCAAUGUGUCCUCUACCAGCAGACUACCUGCACCAGCACGGGUGCCAUCAGGAUUGUCCAGAGAGCAGAAAUGUGUCCUGAACAGAAUUGUGGAAGCUUAUCGUCGGUGCAGAGCUCAAGAUGGCACUCGCUUCCGGGUGUCCCAGUGGUCCAGUUUACUAGAUGGUACUGAUGGUUUGACUGACUUAACCUCUCUCGAAAUAGAAAGACUCCUGCAGUUCUCGAAGAGCAUACCUGGUUUUGAGCUCUUGGACAGUGCUGAUCAGAGCAUUCUUCUCUCCGGCUCGUCUGUGGAGGUCAUGUUCCUGCUCUUGGCUCAACAGUUUACUGAGAAUCCACCCCUGCACAGCUCAUCUCUGUAUCCUGGAGGUCCAAGUGGUUACAGCCACAGCUGGGUGAAAACCUCAGAGUCUAAGGCCAGCAGUCAGGAGAUGAUAUUAAAUUCAGGGAUGAGUGAGGAACUCGUGGGUCCUGUACUGAAUUUCUUCCACAGUAUGGCAGCCAUCUCAGUGACGGAUGCUGAAUACGCUCUUCUCGUUGCUACUUCAGUGCUGUGUUCAGACAGACCAUAUCUGCGUGCCAUGAGCUGUGUAGAGAACCUGCAGGAAUUUGUUCUGGAGCUGCUCUCGAAGGUGUGCAGGAACGGGCAGGGUACGACUCACGGGCCGUGCCGCUUCGCCAGGCUGCUCGGUCGCCUCACGGAGGUGAGGACGCUGCACCACAACCACCUCACACUCCGACCCCAGCAGAUGUGGGACAUGCAGCAUUGAGACUUACUACUCAGAAAGACUACGUGGUCAGUUGCCGGGUUUAUAAACAUUCAGAUCGUGCACAGAAAACGUGCUGUUCUUCAGGAUGCGGCACAAACCAGAAGCUCUGCGUUCUUCCUCGGCUGUGAUUUAUGGAAAUGGACUUCAAAGACACUGCAGUUUUUAAUAGUAGACAAAUUCAUUGUGAUAUAUUCCUGUACAAACUUAUUUUGAUUUGGAGUUGCAUUUAUUUUUUUUCAUACAUUUCAGGCCUGAAAUACACAAAGCUUUCUAAAGCCGUCGUCUGUUAUAUUCGAAACGAAUUUCAGUUUUCUUAAUGCAAGUCUGUACCAAAAGUGUAUCUCAAACUUCUUGUUGUAGUACAUGUUCUUGAGGUAUUCACGAAGGGUGUUCAAGUCAAACCGGGACUUUUGAGUUUAUAAAAUAAAGGAACAAAUUUCUUUUGUAAAACAAGGAGUGGAAACUGCAUUUAUUUUUUGACACAAUCCCUUAUACCAUCCUAGGACAGCCUGCUUCACUUUGUCAGGGAACCACCAGGACGUCAUUGACGGUCAUCUUUGAAACGUUUUCUCCAUUCAAAUACUGUAGA
Molecule: messenger RNA, 3979 nt
Organism: Silurus meridionalis
Lineage: Eukaryota; Metazoa; Chordata; Actinopteri; Siluriformes; Siluridae
Gene: nr1h5
Product: nuclear receptor subfamily 1, group H, member 5
Biological process (GO): positive regulation of transcription by RNA polymerase II; negative regulation of inflammatory response; cell differentiation
Molecular function (GO): nuclear receptor activity; zinc ion binding; RNA polymerase II cis-regulatory region sequence-specific DNA binding
Source: RefSeq, a predicted model, not a curated record